UAGGAGCUUUCCGCUCGAGCAUAGUUCGUUAACGGAAGCUCUUAACCGCCCUAAGAGGAUUGGGAUUUGGCGCCUCUGAUCGGUUUGAUCGUUUCUGCCAUUUUCCCGCCAAGCCUUAGAUGAGAUUGUUAGUGCCAGCGGCAAAGAUCCUCCGAAGAGGGUUUUGGAAGGGAAAACCCUUACCUUUUCAUCUCUCAUCUCCAUUCUGUACGGACAACGCUGAUAGCCUCCAGAGUUCCAAGGUCAAGAUCUUCGAUCGCGAUCUUAAACGAAUACAGCGUAACCGAGCUGCAUGGUUAAUGCGUCCCAAGGAUUCUUUAGUUGAUACUGUUGCUGAUAACCUAUUGGACCGUUUGGAGGACUGUACAAAAGCAUUUCCAACAGCACUCUGUUUGGGGGGUUCGUUGGAAGCUAUUAAGCGGUUGUUACGUGGGCGUGGUGGUAUUGAAAAGCUCAUUAUGAUGGAUUCAUCGCAUGACAUGAUCAAAUUGUGUAAAGAUUCUGCACAAGAUGCAUCUAAUAGCAAUAUUGAAACAUCCUUUGUGGUUGGUGAUGAGGAGUUCUUGCCCAUAAAAGAAAGCUCACUAGAUCUGAUUAUCAGUUGUUUGGGACUACAUUGGACAAAUGAUCUUCCAGGAGCAAUGAUUCAAAGUAGACUGGCGUUGAAACCUGAUGGCCUAUUUUUAGCAGCUAUUCUUGGUGGAGAGACAUUAAAGGAGCUAAGAAUAGCAUGCACUUUAGCACAGAUGGAGCGUGAAGGUGGCAUCAGUCCAAGAAUAUCUCCUCUGGCUCAAGUGCGAGAUGCCGGCAAUCUUUUGACAAGGGCAGGCUUCACCAUUCCAGGUGUUGAUGUUGAUGAAUACACUGUUAGAUAUGACAGUGCUUUGGAGCUGAUUGAACAUUUACGUUCGAUGGGUGAAACUAAUGCUCUUCUGCAAAGGAAUAAAAUCUUAAAGAGGGAUACUGCCUUGGCAACUGCUGCUGUAUAUCAGUCAAUGUUUGCAGCAGAGGAUGGAACUGUCCCUGCAACUUUUCAGGUGAUCUACAUGACCGGCUGGAGGGAACACCCGUCACAGCAGAAGGCUAAAAAGAGGGGCUCUGCCAACAUUUCAUUUAAGGACAUCCAGAAGCAAUUUGCUACUCCAACCUAAGUCCAUCUUCUCAUUCUUCCUUUUCAAUUUGUAACUUUUUAUAUAUAAGAGAGCAUGGGAAGAAGAUCUCUUUGUAUUCUUUCACUUGGCAAUCUCGAAUAAACAAUCCAUUCUUAGCGCCAUUAUGUGGCCCUUGGUCCUUGCUGUAGACAAAUUGGAUAUAUGAUUUAAUCUCAUGUUUUGUAGCGAUACUUAUCCCAUAAGAUGUCUCUGAUUCGAGUGUC
Telopea speciosissima is the source of this 1375-nucleotide messenger RNA. Its product is annotated as putative methyltransferase At1g22800, mitochondrial. Gene Ontology annotation, molecular function: S-adenosylmethionine-dependent methyltransferase activity. Lineage: Eukaryota; Viridiplantae; Streptophyta; Magnoliopsida; Proteales; Proteaceae. The coding region runs from base 120 to 1151 and encodes 343 amino acids. The record is from RefSeq and is a predicted model, not a curated record. The transcript has 11 exons. Gene Ontology annotation, biological process: mitochondrial respiratory chain complex I assembly. Gene Ontology annotation, cellular component: mitochondrion.